AUGGCCCCAGUUUAUGACAGUCAUAUUGACAUUGAAGGCUGUCGCUCGAUGCAAAAGGAGGAGUUCGAAGUGCUAGAGUCUAUUUACCCAGAAUACAUCUCUAGUCAGACCCAGGAGGCCAUCAUAAGACUAGAAGUUCCCGUCGAAUUCGGCAGCUCUACAUCAGUAAUAAUCUCAGAACCUCCUUCCCCCCAGCGAUCUGCCCACGAACUCUCGACGAAGAAGCCAACGGUCCAAACCGUCUCACUAGCCGUGCUACCCCCUCUUCUGCUUCAUAUCGCUCUACCACCUUCCUAUCCUUUAUUUGACCCUCCUCGAAUUAACUCUAUCCGAGCAACACAUGUCUGGUUGCCAAACGCCACGUUAUUACUCCACGAAGCACUUGUCGAGAUGUGGCAAGCGGGCGAACCUGUCCUUUAUAACUGGAUAGAGUACAUCCGGACUGGGGAGUUCCUAGCGAAGCUGAACCUAAGGUCUUCAAGCCACGAUGACCUUGUUCUCCUCUCUCACCCGGCGCCGAGAGUGCUAACCCCGCUCUUAAUAGCGUACGACGAGUCAUCACAGUCUAAUCGAUUCUCCCAGAAUUCUUUUCCAUGCUCCAUCUGUCUUACCUGCUUGAAAGGAUCCAAGUGCUUGCAAUUGGCAUGCAAACACAUAUUUUGUCGUUCAUGCCUUGAAGACUUUUGGAACAUGUGCAUCGAGGAAGGGGACAUAAGUCGUGUCGGAUGUGCUGACCAGGAGUGCGUGAAGAAAGGAAGUGAAGCAAAUGAAGAGGACGUCGCCAGGAUUGUCUCCCAAGCUAACUUGGAGAGGUGGAGAUGGCUCAAGGAGAAACGAUCCUACGAACGAGAUCCUACGAUCGUGCACUGUCCUGUUGCCGUCUGUCAAGCACCUGUUCCUAAACCCAGUGAUGUCGAGAGUGAAUCGGGUUGGAAUAGAUUGAGGGAAUGCCCUCGGUGUAAUUUCACUUUCUGUGCCUUUUGUAGACGCACAUGGCAUGGCCCCCUUGAUAAAUGCCCUAUUGCACAGUAUGAAGAUCUUGCGUUGGAAUACAUCAAUGCGAAAGAGGGCAGCGCAUCACGCUCGACACUUGAGUGGCGAUUCGGCAGGGCCAACAUUCUGCGACUGGUCGCGACCUAUCGAGAAGAGAAAGCUAAUCUGGAGUGGUUCAAGUCUUCCACGACGAUGUGUCCUGGUUGUCGAUGUUUCAUCGAGAAGACGAUGGGGUGCAAUCAUAUGACGUGCUGGAAGUGUUCGCAGCAUUUCUGCUAUCGCUGUGGAGAUCGCCUGAAUCCCGACCAUCCAUACACGCAUUUCUCGAAUGCGCAAACGCCCUGUUACAACCAGCUGUUCGACGUCAUCGACGUUGAUCCAGAGGAUUGGGAGCCUAUUGUAGAAUAG
Molecule: messenger RNA, 1401 nt
Organism: Cyclocybe aegerita
Lineage: Eukaryota; Fungi; Basidiomycota; Agaricomycetes; Agaricales; Hemipholiotaceae
Source: the annotation of a GenBank genome assembly